Messenger RNA from Fraxinus pennsylvanica, 1701 nucleotides. NCBI's taxonomy places the organism in Eukaryota, Viridiplantae, Streptophyta, Magnoliopsida, Lamiales, Oleaceae. The record is from the annotation of a GenBank genome assembly.
AUGUUUGAUCUUGAUCAGGAGCAAACUGCACAACCCAUGGCAACGAACUUGUUUACUAAGAAAAAUGAUCUUCUUUCCACUGCCGUGAAGAGAACUAGUGAAUGGAUCUUUUCGCAGGAAAUCCCGAGUGAUAUAACUGUUAGUGCAGGCGGAACUUCCUUUUCAUUGCACAAGUUCCCAUUGGUCUCAAAAUGUGGUUACAUAAGGAAGUUAGUUUCAGAAUCCACUGAUACUGAUCUUGCUGUUAUCGAAAUCGCUGAUAUUCCCGGAGGAGCAGAGGCAUUUGAACUCGCUGCAAGAUUUUGUUACGGUAUAAACUUUGAGAUUAGUACAGAAAACAUCGCCAUGCUUAGGUGUGUAGCUGAAUAUCUUGAGAUGACAGAAGACUAUGCGGUUGAAAAUUUAGUUGGAAGAACCGAGAAAUACCUACAGGAAGUGGCAUUAAAGAGCCUUGAAGGGGCAGUUACCAUUUUGCAUUGUUCCAAAAACCUUCUUCCCCUAGCAGAAAAAGUAAAACUGGUGAACCGAUGCAUAGAUAUGAUAGCAUUUGUGGCCUGUAAAGAUAGCCAAUUUAGAACACCAGGGAGGGCCGAGAGUGGAAAGAAUGAUUUGAUAUCCUCCAACUCGUCCAUGUCCAAUGUGAAGCCUGUUGUUGAUUGGUGGGCUGAAGAUUUGACUGUCCUUCGAAUCGAUUUCUUUCAAAGGGUUCUCAUUGCAAUGAUGGCUAGGGGAUUCAAGCAAUACGCUCUCGGUCCAAUACUAAUGCUAUAUGCACAAAAAUCUCUUCGUGGGUUGGAAAUUUUUGGGAAGGGUAGGAAGAAAAUUGAGGCAAGAGAACACGAGAAACGGGUUGUUUUGGAAACAAUAGUUAGUCUUCUGCCAAGAGAGAAGAACGCCAUGGAUACAUUGUUUGAUGUUGAAACUGUGCGGAGGAUAAUGACGAAUUACCUAGAAUAUGAAAUGGAUGGGAAUAGAUCCGGAUACAAUGCAGACGACGAGUAUAUUUCUCCUUCACAGAGUGAUAUGGAGUGUGUCACGAGGUUAAUGGAGACUUAUCUUGCUGAAAUUGCUUCUGACCGCAAUUUAUCAGUCUCAAAGUUUAUCAGUCUUGCCGAACUUAUUCCUGAACAGCCCCGAAUAACAGAAGACGGAAUGUAUAGGGCCAUUGAUAUCUACUUGAAGGCUCAUCCCGCAUUAAGUGACAUGGAGAGGAAGAAAGUUUGCAGUGUGAUGGAUUGUCAAAAGCUUUCUCGGGAAGCUUGGGCACACGCAGCCCAAAAUGACCGACUACCUGUCCAGAUGGUAGUUCAAGUGCUGUACUACGAGCAACAAUGCCUCAGGGAAGUCAUGGACAGCAGCCUCAAUGAUUCUCCUUCUCUUCCAACUAAAGCGAAUCAAUUCUCCAAUGACAUCCACCCUGUAUCAGAAGAGCUCUCAACUCUACGUAAGGAAAAUCGGGACCUGAAACUCGAGUUGGUGAAAAUGAAAAUGAGACUGAAAGAAAUCGCAAAAUCUGAUGAUCCUAAAGCAUCAAUUGGUAGUCCCUCAGGCACUCGUCUAUCCUUUGAUAAUCCUAGAAAAUCAUUCAUAAGCUCCGUGUCAAAAACACUUGGCAGAUUUAUUCGGGCUGAUGGAAUCGUACCUCAAAGUGCCAAACGUCGAAAUAAACCAAGCAAAGAUAGGCGACAUUCCAUAUCAUGA